Molecule: messenger RNA, 846 nt
Organism: Lodderomyces orthopsilosis Co 90-125
Lineage: Eukaryota; Fungi; Ascomycota; Pichiomycetes; Serinales; Debaryomycetaceae
Gene: CHO1
Product: CDP-diacylglycerol-serine O-phosphatidyltransferase
Exons: 1
Coding region: 1-846 (281 amino acids)
Biological process (GO): phospholipid biosynthetic process
Cellular component (GO): membrane
Molecular function (GO): phosphotransferase activity, for other substituted phosphate groups
Source: RefSeq, a predicted model, not a curated record
AUGUCAUCGUCACCAUCUACUGGAUACCAACAACACCAUCAUCGCAACAACAACCCUGAUUCAUCAUCGUCAGCUUUGGUUUCCGAUUCAGACUACGAUGUCAAUGAUACUUCACCUCCAUCUGCACCAACCCCCCCUUUAAGAAGAUCUUCAUCGUUAUUUUCCCUUUCUUCGAAAGAGGAUAUUCCCAAACCAGAACAGACUGAAUACUUGAAAUUUAUCAAUGAUAAUAGACACUUCAGUUUAAUAAGAAACUUACAUAUGGCUGAUUUCAUCACAUUAUUGAAUGGGUUCAGUGGGUUCUACGCUAUAAUAUCUUGUUUAAGAUAUUCAUUAACUGGAAAAUCAAACUAUGUUCAGAGAGCUCAUUUCUUUAUUGUUUUGGGAUUAUUUUUUGAUUUCUUUGACGGUAGGGUUGCCAGAUUAAGAAAUAAAUCCUCGUUAAUGGGCCAAGAAUUGGAUUCAUUAGCUGAUUUAGUCAGUUUUGGUGUUUCUCCAGCAACAAUUGCUUUUGCUAUUGGAUUCCAAUCAACUAUUGAUGUUUUGUUGUUGACUUUUUGGGUCUUGUGUGGAUUGACAAGAUUAGCAAGGUUUAAUAUCUCAGUAAAUAAUAUUCCUAAGGACAAGACGGGUAAAUCACAGUAUUUUGAAGGAUUACCUAUCCCAAGUAAUUUAUUUUGGGUAGGGUUGAUGGCGUUUUUGGUUUAUAAGGAUUGGAUUCAUGACAAGUUACCAUUGGGUUUGGUUUUCGCCAAUACUCCUUAUGAAUUUCAUUUAUUAGCUAUCGGAUUUGUAUUACAGGGAUGUGCUAAUAUUUCGAAAUCUUUGAAAAUUCCAAAACCAUAG